CUGCACGUCUACUACAACAUCCCCCAUUCCCCCAACCCGCCCUCCUUGAUUACCCUUCCCCUUCCCUCGACCGCCCUUCCGCUCGCUAUACGGCGCGUAAUAGUCCUUCCCACCAUUAUCUCUCUAUUUCCGCUCCCCACAACGCGUCCGGACGCGUUUUCGACGUGCGAGAGGCCGAUCGCCUUCAGGCGCGAUGCGCGUCCUGCGCGAUCUGUGGGUUUCAUAGCCCUGUCCGUCAUAUUCCAUCCCUCUUCCCUCCUAUCCUACACGAUUUUCCGC
This is a messenger RNA of Schizophyllum commune H4-8, 279 nucleotides long. RefSeq lists its product as uncharacterized. The record is from RefSeq and is a predicted model, not a curated record. NCBI's taxonomy places the organism in Eukaryota, Fungi, Basidiomycota, Agaricomycetes, Agaricales, Schizophyllaceae. The transcript has a single exon. The annotation marks the transcript as partial.